Priapulus caudatus is the source of this 3291-nucleotide messenger RNA. Its product is annotated as huntingtin-interacting protein 1-like. The record is from RefSeq and is a predicted model, not a curated record. Gene Ontology annotation, biological process: endocytosis; clathrin coat assembly; actin filament organization. NCBI's taxonomy places the organism in Eukaryota, Metazoa, Priapulida, Priapulimorpha, Priapulimorphida, Priapulidae. The transcript has 28 exons. Gene Ontology annotation, molecular function: clathrin-cargo adaptor activity; actin filament binding; clathrin light chain binding. Gene Ontology annotation, cellular component: clathrin-coated vesicle; actin cortical patch. Bases 133 to 3291 code for a protein of 1052 amino acids.
UGUGUUCACGUCAGCAAUAUGCAAUCAUAGGCAUCCAGGAAGAAGCUCCCAUGUUGUGUUGUGUAGUUGUCUGCCUGUGUGAGAGUAUUUGAGACUGAUGGAUUGUCGGCAGUGGAAAAGUCACGAUUAGAAAUGUCACUGAGAAAAAAUGCACAGGCAGCUGCAGUGAAUAAAGCAAUCAACGCACAGGAAACGCCGGUGAAAGAGAAGCAUGUGCGAAUGUCGAUAAUCGGAACGUUCCAGGACCAGGGCGCCCGGGUGUUUUGGAACGUGGGCACGCGGCUGCCGCUACAGGGCAAUCCUAUCAUCUGCUGGAAGUUCUGCUACACGUUGCACAAGCUGCUGCGCGAGGGUCACGCACAGACGAUACCCGACUCAUACAAGUUUGUCAGUCACCUUACUGACCUCGGAAAACUCUGGGGUCUUCUGAGAGAAGGCUAUGGCAAACUGAUAAGCUGCUACUGCAAAUUACUCGUUUGCAAACUAGAAUUCCAUCGAAAGUACCCAAAGUUCCCAGGUAAUCUACAAGUGAACAAGGAGAUUCUAGACAACAUUGGAGAAAACGAUGUGAACAUCUUUUUUGAGCUGUGCACAGAAUUCUUUGAUUACAUGGAGGAAUUGCUGAACCUGCAGAAAGCUGUGUUCGGAUCACUCGACAUGUCUCGCGCGAACUCAAUGACGAGUACCGGACAGUGUCGGAUACACCCGCUCAUACCCUGCAUCCAGGACUCUAGCCAGCUGUACGACUUCUCUGUGAAGACCAUGUUCAAGCUACAUGCAGCUCUGCCUGCGGAUACAUUAGCUGGCCACCGGCAGCGUUUCCUCAACCAGUUCAAAGUGCUCAGAAAUUUUUAUCUGAGUGCCAGCAACCUACAGUAUUUCAAGUACUUGAUCCACGUUCCACAACUUCCAGAAAACCCGCCCAACUUCCUUGUGGCCUCUGACCUGUAUAGUCACGUAAGCCCCGUCGUUGUCGUGCCGCCGCAGGAUGACGAUCGGGAGUCUAUCGUCGAAGGCUCCCUGGUCGACGCGGAGGUGCCACCUCCUAGCGCUCAGCUGCAGGUGAUGUACAACGAGCAAAACCUGGUCGACCUCACCAUCCCAGCAGACCAGCGACACAACGGUGCCUCCUCGCCGUCGGACGUCGAUCGCGAGAAGGAUCAGUUGAUAGAGUCACUGAUGAGACAGAUAGAGAGGUUAAAGCAGGAGAUCCACAGGUUGAAGGCAGAGCAUCAGCAGAUGGUUGAUCAGCUACGCGCGACCAUCUCUGACCUGCAGGCCGAGUGUGUACAGAACAAGCAGCUGGUAGAGCAAGCAUACAACGAUAAUGAGGAUCUGAAAAAGCAGGUAACAUCUGGAUCAGCGCAACAGACAACAGCCUACCAAACUCUGGUGGUUAAACUUGCCAACAUUGAAACAAAGUCAAAGACAAAUGAAGAGAAAUUUCACAAAAUGAAAGAUGUUUACAACAAGCUGAGAGAGGAACAUAUUAAGCUGUUGAGAACUCAUGCAGAGGUCAGCAAGAGUUUAAAUGCGACCAAAACCAAGAAGGAGGAAGAUGCUAAUACGAGAAAGGAGGUGGAGGAAGAGUUGAUGAGACUGAAAGCGCAGCAUGUGGCAGCUGAGCAGAUGCAGCAAGCUGCUAGCAACAAGGACAAGGAGCUGAGUGAUGCACUCACCAGCAGGUCUUACCUGGAACAGAAAGUUCAGGAGCUAGAGAGCCAGAUGUCGGUACUGAAGCAGGAGAAGGACACUCUGCUGGAGGAGUCUGCAUCACUCGGCAACGACAACGCAGAGAUUCACGAAGAAUUGAAGAAAGUCAUAUCAGAGAAGAUGCUUCUGACAGCAGAGAAGACAGAGUUGGAGGACCAGCUGGAGAGGUUGGCUGCAGAGAGGAGUAGUCUGGUUGAGGAGAAUAACCUGUUGACGAGUGAGUUGGGGAGAAGCCAGGCAGAGAGGAAGCAGCAGGAGGCGGAUGCAGAGAGGCAGCUACUCGAGGCUCAGCUCCAACUCUUGGCGAAGGGAGCAGCCGAGGCGGAGGCUGUUGUACGGGACUGUCUGGAGCAGUUUGACAACCCGCAGCAUGCGACGAUCACGUGCACACCUGAGUACCUGCUCACACGCACCGAGUAUCUCUCUCCGUCCCUCACCAGAUUCAGAGAGCAGUUUAAAAGCUUUCGUGAGAAGCCAGCCGAUGCUGGAGCGCUCAUGUGUUCGAUGACGAUGUUCGCUCACCUGAUGGGUGACUGCCUUAUCCAGGGCAAGGCCACGUCACACCUGGCAGAUAUAGACAAAGAGCAAGAGCUGGUGAAUACAUGUCGACAAGUUGGAGCAGAAACGAUCUCGGCAUUUACAUUGUUGAAGAACAAAGACGAUCAUGAGGGAGUACAGCAACAGUUGAAUGAGGUGGAGGCAGGAAUAGAGAAGGUUGUUGUGCUGGUCGAGGCGCUCGUGCCCAAGAUGGAGGACGUGAAGAAAGACGAGCUGGGAGAUCUCGUCGACCAGGAGAUGCAGGGCACCAUGGACCUAGUAGAGUCAGCAGCACGAAGAAUCGAGGAAAUGCUGAACAAUUCGCGAAAGUCUGACUCUGGGGUCACCUUGGAGGUCAAUGAACGAAUACUGGAUUCCUGUAAUGCGCUCAUGAUGGCAGUAAAGAUCCUCAUAGAAAGAUCGAAGGAUUUACAGAUUGAGAUAGCUACCCAAGGACGAGGAUCGACGUCCGUGAAGGAAUUCUACAAGCGGAAUCACCGAUGGACAGAGGGGCUCAUAUCUGCUGCAAAAUCUGUCGGAUUCAGUGCCAAAAUACUUGUCGACGCGGCAGACAGCAUCGUCGGCGGCGACGGCAAGCUGGAGGAGCUGCUCGUCUGCUCGCAGGAGAUCGCUGCGAGCACGGCUCAGCUCGUCGUCGCGUCGAAGGUGAAGGCGAGCCGCGACAGCGAGCGACUCACUAACCUGUCGCGCGCGUCACACUCCGUCUCCCAGGCAACGGGUGGCGUCGUCGCCUCCGUGAAGACCGGCGCGAGGCUGAUAGACGACCGAGAUAUCAUGGACUUCAGCAAGCUGUCGCUGCACCAGGCCAAGAGGCUGGAGAUGGACUCGCAGGUGCGCGUGUUAGAGCUGGAGAAUGCCGUAGUGAAGGAGCGCAAACAGCUGGCAUCGCUACGCACGAAGCAUUACCAGCUAGCCGGAUCAUCCGAGGGCUGGGACGAGGAGGAUAUUCCCAGAAGCAUCCGCGAGAAAAGCAUGGCGAGACUUCGCAACCUGGCGGCCGACCUAUCAGUGACUACAUGA